AUGUGCCCCGGCCCAGAUCCCAUGUCCCCUGUAAUGAUCGUCACUUUGUUAAUCCUCACGCUGUUUUUCUACGGCAAUGAAGAAUCGUCUUCGCUGGUCACUGGAUCUCGUUCGAUUCUACGGUCGAUCGACGAUAAGGCCGAGAAACCCGAUUAUGCGGUGGAAUUAAACGCUACCAACUUCGAUUCUGUGUUGAAGGACACCCCUGCUACUUACACCAUUGUUGAGUUCUUUGCGCACUGGUGUCCUGCUUGCAGAAACUACAAGCCACAAUAUGAAAAGGUUGCAAAGAUUUUUAAUGGAGCAGAAGCUGUCCAUCCAGGGACAAUAUUGAUGACCAGAGUAGAUUGUGCCUUGCAGAUAAAUAGUAAUCUUUGUGAUAAGUUCUCCGUGGGGCACUACCCGAUGCUUUUAUGGGGCCCACCGACUAAGUUUGUGUCUGGAAAAUGGGACCCGAAGCAAGAAAAAGGUGAUAUACGCUCUAUUGAUGAUGGACGUACAGCCGAUCGCUUGCUCACCUGGAUUAAUCAACAAUUGAACAGUUCAUAUGGCUUGGAUGAUGAGAAAUUCGAGAACGAACACCUCCAGAAAAAUGCAUCAGAUAUUGGAGAGAUUGCACGAGCUAUAUAUGAUAUUGAGGAGGCAACAUCCACUGCUUUUGACAUCAUUAUAAACCACAAGAUGAUCAAACCAGAGACUCGAGCAUCAUUUGUAAAAUUUUUUCAACUUUUGGUGGUCCAUCACCCAUCUAAAAGAUGCCGGAAGGGUACUGCAGAAAUACUUGUUGAUUUUGAUGAGUUUUCCGCCAAGGAAAUUGGAAGUGGUCAGAAGGAAGCACUCAAGAAUUAUCAAAUUUGUGGGAAAGAGGUUCCUCGUGGAUACUGGAUGUUUUGUCGUGGGAGCAAGAAUGAGACCAGAGGUUUUAGUUGCGGUCUGUGGGUUUUAUUGCAUUCGCUUUCUGUUAGAGUUGACGACGGAGAGAGCCAGGUGGCAUUUACCACAAUAUGCGAUUUCAUUCAUAAUUUUUUCAUCUGCGAAGAGUGCCGUCAACAUUUUUAUAGCAUGUGUUCAAGUGUUUCUGGCCCUUUGAAGAGAUCACGUGAUUUUGUCAUUUGGUUAUGGGAAGCUCACAACAAAGUCAAUGAACGACUCCGAAAGGAGGAGGCAAAUCUGAAGACAGGCGACCCACAGUUCCCAAAAACCAUUUGGCCCCCACAACAGCUCUGCCCUUCUUGCUACAAAAACAUAAAAAGUGACACUAUCGACUGGGACCACGAUGAGGUCCACAAGUUCUUGACAGAUUAUUACGGAAAUACCCUCGUGAGCCUUUACAAGGACAAGGAGGAGCAACUCGCGCAAAAAGGGAUUGAGAGUGUGCUGGCUGAUGAUCUGGCAGCCUCGGUGUCGACACAUGCAGUGGUGGUCCCUGUGGGGGCCGCUCUGGCUAUAGCUGUUGCCAGCUGUGCAUUUGGAGCUCUCGCGUGCUACUGGCGCCAACAGCAGAAGAGCCGGAAGCCAAGGAGAAGCUGGAACGGGUAUAGUUAG
Striga hermonthica is the source of this 1545-nucleotide messenger RNA. Lineage: Eukaryota; Viridiplantae; Streptophyta; Magnoliopsida; Lamiales; Orobanchaceae. The record is from the annotation of a GenBank genome assembly.